Cyprinus carpio (common carp) is the source of this 2710-nucleotide messenger RNA. RefSeq names its product intron Large complex component GCFC2-like. Gene Ontology annotation, molecular function: DNA binding. Gene Ontology annotation, biological process: mRNA splicing, via spliceosome. Gene Ontology annotation, cellular component: nucleus. NCBI's taxonomy places the organism in Eukaryota, Metazoa, Chordata, Actinopteri, Cypriniformes, Cyprinidae. The record is from RefSeq and is a predicted model, not a curated record.
GAUACAUUUGCCAUGUCUGUUUGAAGACUUUGACACAACUACACUUUUCACAAUAAAUUAAAUAUAGACUACAAUCGAUUUCGUUAUUCAUGUACAGGACUUUUAUUGUGAAAUGUUUUUAAACGACGACCAGGAAGUAAAUACACCACUGCAAGUCGUCGAUUUCACGUUCACAUUGGAUUGCGUUUAACAUGUUUAAUAAAAAUCCACGCAGAAAUUUCAGGCGAAGAAAAAAUGAAUCCAGUGAUGAGGAUGAGAAUGACAAGCUUGGCGGCGGUGAUGCAGGAAAAGAAACGGAGGAAGCAGAUUCAAAGGCAGACAUGGCGCGAGGAGGGAUUUCAAACGAGUGUGACUGCAGUGAUGCUGACGAGCCCUCAGCCUCUGCGCUCCAGUCCAGAGACAUCAACCAGCAGUCGAAGAGCAGUACACUCAGCUUUCUGGACGAAAAAGACCCCACCGAGGAGAGUUUUACAGUGAAACGUUCAGUCAAAAGAGAGGUUGUGUUCCAGGCUCGGAAAAAAGAAGGUUCUUCUGCAUCUUUACCAAGCUUUCAAGUUAAGAAGAGUAAUAAGGAUGUCCGUGUGCAGUCUGACAGUGAUUCUGAUGGCUCCGCAGAAGACAUUCCUCCUGACAGCGAUGAAGGAAGCUCUUCUACCAGAUCAAGUUCAUCUGGGUCUUCAAAAGCACAAAGAGAUGCUGCAGUCAUCAUUCCUGAUGCUAGAAAGAUUCGUGCUGCCAAAGAGAAGAGGAGACAAGCCAGAGCCCAGCAAGAUUACAUCUCGCUGGAUUCACCCCACACUCCUGGAAGUGGACAGGAAGAAGGUCCGAGCAGCGGAGAACAAAACAGUGACAAUGAGCUGGACGAUCAUGAGCGCAGAAUCGAGUUCGCACCCAAACCCAAGACUCUGAGAGAGCGAAUGACUGAGAAGAUGGGGAGUGAUAGUGAUGAGAGUUUUUCUGAUAGCCAGGAGGAGGAAGACCAGCAGAUGUGGGAAGAACAGCAGAUAGGAAAAGGAGUCAAAAGACACCAAUGUUUCAAGGACCUUUCCUUGUAUUCCCAAGAAUGGCAGGCUCCUAGACCAGCCCGACAGAAGAAAAUGGACAUCCCCGAAACACUUCCACCAGUCAGUGUUGAUGUCAUUAAGAAGAGAAUCAUUGCAAAAUUAGAUUCACUGAGGGAGGUGCACAGGGCGCGCGAGGCGGAGCUUAGGAGGAUGCAACUGGAUAUGGAAAUGGCCAAGAGCUCAUUGGAAAGCCUCGAAAACCAUACCACAGAAGAGCAGCUCCGGUUCUACCGUACCAUGAAUGUGUUCUCACGGAACCUACUGGAAUGCCUGUCUGAGAAGAUGGCUUUAAUAAACUCAGUUGAGCUGGACGUGCACAGUCUCUAUAUUGACCAGGCAGAGGUGCUGUUUAGUCAAAGAAGAGAAGCACUACAAGAGGAGUCCUCACAGAUUCAGAAGUUAACCUAUAACACUGAUUCACACAGCAAUGGUGACACAGCCGGAGACUCAAACCCAGCUUGGCAGAGCUUGUCUGAAGAAGAAAUUGGGUGUGUACCGUGUGACUUGGAACCAACGGCGGAGCAGCAGGCUGAGCUACAAAGUAAAAGAGAUGAUCUACUAAAAAAGGCACAGGAAGUGUUUGCAGAUGUUCAAACAGACUUCUGGGACGUGAAGAAAAUCCUCUCCAGAUUUGAUGAGUGGCGCAUCUCCUUUCAAGACUCUUACAGUAAUGCCUAUAUUGGCCUGUGCAUCCCAAAACUCCUGGCACCUCUGAUUCGACACCAGCUUAUUGGCUGGAAUCCUCUUCAGGCAGGUGAAGACUUUGAGGCGUUGCCGUGGUAUUCUGCUGUUGAGAGGUUCUGUCACGGUCAGGGUUAUGAGGAAACGGAGAACAUGGAUAUGACGACGCUGCCCACCAUAAUUGAGAAGACAAUCCUUUCUAAAGUUCAAGGUUUUGUGGAGCUGGUAUGGGACCCUUUUUCUGCGCAGCAGUCUACAACCCUCACGACACUGUGCAAGAGAAUACAGGAGGAUUAUUCUGUAUUUUAUGGUGAACAAAGCAAACCUGUCAAGGCCUUUGUAGAAGCAGUUAUUCAGAGGUUAAGGAGUGCAGUAGACAAUGACGUCUUUGUUCCACUGUACCCAAAAAAGUUUUUAGAGCAUAAACGAUCCCCACAGUUCCAGUUUCAGAACAAACAGUUUUGGUCAGCAGUGAAGUUGCUUGGUAACAUGGCAUUAUGGGAUGGUUUGAUUCCUGAACAUAUUCUUAAAGAGCUGAUGUUGGAGAAACUUCUCGGCCGUUACUUGAUGAUAACUGUACUUAACGAAUCUGAUUCAAAACACACCAUCCAGAAAUGCAAAAAGAUUGCAGAUUGUUUUCCAAAAUCAUGGUUUAUUGAUCUGAAUACUGGAUCUUCACUACCUCAGCUGCAGAACUUCAGCAAACACCUUCUUCAAAUCGCACAUGCCUUAUUUAAGGACAACAAUGGCUCCAGCAGCACUCGGAAACUUUUAUCUGAUGUGCUGUUUGUCCUGAAGAACAUAAAGGCUCAUGACAGUAUUAGGUCUAUAACAGAAAAAUGUCAUUGUGAGGAUCUGUUAAAAGCUCUUCAGUAGCAGUCAUGUUGUGUCGGCAGGAUGUUUUGAAGGUGCCAAAUCACUUUGAUUAUAUAUAUGUAUAGUGAAUAAAAUUUUAUUUUGGUCCA